Molecule: messenger RNA, 1792 nt
Organism: Panicum virgatum (switchgrass)
Lineage: Eukaryota; Viridiplantae; Streptophyta; Magnoliopsida; Poales; Poaceae
Product: WRKY transcription factor 28-like
Exons: 3
Coding region: 255-1439 (394 amino acids)
Biological process (GO): regulation of DNA-templated transcription
Molecular function (GO): sequence-specific DNA binding; DNA-binding transcription factor activity
Source: RefSeq, a predicted model, not a curated record
CUCUGAUCUUUCCCCCCGCACACGAUCACACUCUCUACCAAGCUAGCAGCUCCCUUGCUUACACACCUCUUCCUUUCCUCACCUUCUCUCUCUCUAUCUCUCUCGCCUGUGGCCACACCUGACCGCUAGGCUGCUAGCUGGAGCAAUCUAUAUGUGAAGAGAGAGCGAGCACACACAGGCUCAAGGCCACCACCUUGGAGGGCUUGUUGAUCUCUGAAGCAGCCAGCAGCUCCGGCACCUGCCAAUCCAUCUCCAUGUCGGGCGCGAGGCAUGACCACCACCAGCACCACCUCUCCGGGGACUUCCAGUUCCACGACGAGCUGGCGUCGCUGUUCGCGCAGCGGCCCGACGCGCCGACGCCGAUGAUGCAGCAGCCGUGGUUCACGGACUACCUGCACACGAGCGCGCCGACGCCGCUGGACUACGACGCGUUCGCGGGGCACGACUUCGACGUGGUGCUGGCCGUGGACGAGGACGUGAAGCGGGAGCUCGUGGUGGACACUACCGGCGCUGCUGCCGGCAGCGGGGGCUUGACGACGGCGGCGCCGCUCACGCCGAACAGCGUGUCGAUGUCGUCGACGUCGAGCGAGGCCUGCGGCGCCGGCGCCGGAGCGGACGAGGAGUCGGCCGGGAAGUGCAAGAAGGAGGAGAGGGAGGAGAGCAAGGACGGAUCGGCGGGGGGCAAGGGAGAUGGGGAAGGAGAGGAGAAGAACAAGAAAGGGGCGGCGAAGGGCAAGGGCAAGGGCGAGAAGCGGCCGCGGCAGCCGCGGUUCGCGUUCAUGACCAAGAGCGAGGUCGACCACCUCGAGGACGGCUACCGGUGGCGCAAGUACGGCCAGAAAGCUGUCAAGAACAGCCCAUUCCCGAGGAGCUACUACCGGUGCACGACGCAGAAGUGCCCGGUGAAGAAGCGGGUGGAGCGGUCGUACCAGGACGCGGCGGUGGUGAUCACCACGUACGAGGGCAAGCACACGCACCCCAUCCCGGCCACGCUGCGCGGGAGCUCCCACCUCCUCGCCGCGCACCACCACGCGAACCUCCACCACCAGCACUUCCGGAUCCCCGGUUCCAGCGCGGGCGGCGGCCUCACCUUCAGGCCCGGCGGCGGCGCCUUCGACGCGCUCGGCCUCCUGCAGCCGCCGCCGCCGUCGCAGCAGCAGCUGGUGAUGAGCGGCGAGGGCGCCGGCGCCGUCUCCGGAUUGCAGCAGGCGAACGCCGGCAUGCCAAGCCAUGCGCUGCCUGACCAGCAGCAUGGCCUUGCUGCCAUUGUGGGUACGGCGGCUGGUGCUACCGCUGCCACGGCCACCUCCGCGGCAACAACUAGCAGCGCUCCGCUCCGGAUGCAGCACUUCAUGGCGCAGGACUACGCUGGACUCUUGCAGGACAUGUUUCCAUCCUUCGUCCACAACAACGACGAUGGCGACAAUCUCCACCACUGAUGACUGAUGAGAGGUUCUCUUUUUUUUUUUGAAGCGAUUAUUGAUGAUGAGAUGAUGACGACGACGAUGAUGAUAAUGUCGAGGUAGUAGCCUGACAGAGAUUUGGUUGCUGUUAACUUUGUGGUUCUUGUAUCAUUGUAUGGUACGUGAUGAGAUAUGAUCUGAGGUAGCUAGCAGUAGUAGCAUCAGCUGUGUAGGACGGGCUCCAGUACGUACCAGAGCGGUUUGUUGUACAUGCACAUGUACCUGAUUCUAAUGAGCCCAUCACGCGUUGCACUAGCUUAUUAAUUUGGGACAUGCAUGUGCUGUGCUGUUGAGCUGUGGCAGUUUUAUCCUCCAGCACAAUCGUGACA